AUGGUCGUCUCCGCAGAACAAUCUUUGAUGAGCCCAGUACCACUGCGAUCACAGACACCCAAAUCACUCACGCAUAUCCACCACUGCGUGGCUGUAAACAUCUUGUUGUCGAUCCUUAUCCAUUCUACGGAUGGCGCUUUCUCGGAAUCAAUAUUAGACCAAAUAUCGGCAGCUGUAAUUUCAAAGGCUUUGCAGAUUCUUCGUUCGGACGGCUUAGUGUCAAGAUCACGAGCGCUUGAUCCUCACUUGAUGGUCAUUACUAGGAACCAGGCAAUGAUAUCAUAUUACUUCCGACACUUCUUCACGCAUCGCUUCCAUCCAGACACGAUUGAGCAGACCUUAGCUGUCUGCAAUUCUUUCGAUGACAAUAUCGAGGGUAGCGAGGAAGUACAAGGAGAUCUUGCUGGCGCACUUAUUGCCGCUGCAUCAUCGUUUUGUAACAAUGUAAGUCUUUUAUUGGGCUAG
This is a messenger RNA of Cylicostephanus goldi, 465 nucleotides long. Lineage: Eukaryota; Metazoa; Nematoda; Chromadorea; Rhabditida; Strongylidae. The record is from the annotation of a GenBank genome assembly.